Messenger RNA from Eruca vesicaria subsp. sativa (arugula), 1455 nucleotides. The record is from the annotation of a GenBank genome assembly. Lineage: Eukaryota; Viridiplantae; Streptophyta; Magnoliopsida; Brassicales; Brassicaceae.
AUGGUGGCUGCCUCUUCCUGUUACGCCUAUUUGGACUUUAGGCCUUGCAAUCACCACUACAACAACAAUACUAUUGCCUUGUCUUCUCUCUUCGGAUCUAAUACUCUUUCUCUGUAUCGAAACCAGAGUAGACUGAACCGAGCUACUAGCUCCGGUAGAGCCACCAUGGCUAUUGCUAUGGCUAUGGAGAAUGACAAGAAACCCCCUAUUGAGAAGCGACGUGUUGUAGUGACAGGCAUGGGAGUUGAAACAUCAUUAGGUCAUGACCCUUAUACCUUUUACGAGAAUUUGCUACAAGGCAACAGUGGUAUUAGCCACAUUGAAGAUUUUGAUUGUUCUGACUUUCCCACGAGAAUUGCUGGAGAGAUCAAAUCUUUCUCAACUGAAGGAUGGGUUUCUCCAAAACUGUCUAGGAGGAUGGACAAGUUCAUGCUCUAUCUUCUCACAGCUGGCAAGAAAGCUUUGGCUGAUGGUGGUGUUACUGAACAAGUCAUGGCUGAGUUUGACAAAGCCAAAUGUGGUGUUUUAAUUGGCUCUGCAAUGGGUGGCAUGAAGGUUUUUCAUGAGGCUAUUCAAGCUCUGAAGAUCUCUUACAAGAAGAUGAAUCCUUUUUGUGUUCCUCUUGCCACAACUAACAUGGGUUCUGCUAUGCUUGCUAUUGAUCUGGGGUGGAUGGGGCCAAACUACUCUAUUUCAAGUGCUUGUGCUACAAGCAACUUUUGCAUUUUGAAUUCAGCUAACCACAUUAUUAAAGGUGAAGCUGAUGUAAUGCUCUGUGGUGGCUCAGAUGCAGCUAUUAUUCCAAUAGGGUUAGCAGGCUUCGUGGCAGUCAAGGCUCUUUCAAAAAGGAAUAGUGAUCCUGCAAAAGCUUCACGUCCUUGGGAUAGUAAUCGAGAUGGUUUCGUGAUGGGGGAGGGAGCUGGAGUUCUGCUUUUGGAAGAACUUGAGCAUGCUAAGAAAAGAGGAGCAACUAUCUACGCAGAGUUCCUUGGUGGGAGUUUCACAUGUGAUGCCUACCACAUGACUGAGCCACACCCUGAUGGAGCUGGUGUAGUUAUAUGUAUUGAGAGAGCGUUAGCUCAUGCUGGGAUAUCCAAGGAAGAGAUAAAUUAUGUAAAUGCACAUGCAACCUCAACACCAGCUGGAGACCUUAAGGAAUACAAAGCCCUUGUUCACUGUUUUGGUCAAAAUCCUGAGCUAAAGGUAAACUCUACGAAAUCUAUGAUCGGACACUUGCUGGGAGCUGCUGGAGCUGUAGAGGCUGUCGCCACCGUGCAGGCAAUAAGAACGGGUUGGGUUCAUCCAAAUAUCAACCUGGACAAUCCAGAGAAUGGAGUGGAUACAAAAUUUCUGGUUGGUCCUAAGAAGGAGAGGUUGAACAUUAAAGCAGCCUUGUCAAAUUCUUUCGGGUUUGGUGGUCAUAACUCCAGCAUCAUUUUUGCUCCUUACAAGUGA